Monomorium pharaonis (pharaoh ant) is the source of this 2032-nucleotide messenger RNA. Its product is annotated as twinkle protein, mitochondrial. The coding region runs from base 119 to 2005 and encodes 628 amino acids. Gene Ontology annotation, biological process: mitochondrial DNA replication. The record is from RefSeq and is a predicted model, not a curated record. The transcript is spliced from 7 exons. Lineage: Eukaryota; Metazoa; Arthropoda; Insecta; Hymenoptera; Formicidae. Gene Ontology annotation, molecular function: ATP binding; 5'-3' DNA helicase activity; single-stranded DNA binding. Gene Ontology annotation, cellular component: mitochondrion.
AACUGUGAACAAAGUUAUGCACAGCUAAAUUGAUAUAAUAUCGGCUUUUUUAUUGACAAGUGAUUUCACUGAUAUCAAAAUUAAAUAAUGUUGAUAAAACUCCAAUUAAAUAAGAAAAAUGUUUUUAAAAUUAUUGAUGCGUUCUUUGGCUGCAGAAAGACAUGAUAAAUUCUGGAUGCUUUAUCGUCAUUUGUAUUCCACCAAUAAUGCUAUGAAUGAUCUGAUACCUGGGAUAUCAUUAUUUCAAAUAAAACAAUUUUUGAAGCAAAAGUAUAUUGCCACUGUCGAAGGACAUACAUGUAUAAUCAUUGAGUGUCCUAUAUGCGAUUCUGAAAAAUCUAUAAAGGCAAAGGUUUAUAUUAAUAAGACAACAGGAUACUUUAUAUGUGAUAAGUGCAGUUCUAAGGGAGAAUGGAAUAUAUUAGAGAAAUUUUUGUCAUUAACAAAAUCAAACAAAACAAAUAUGCAAGAAGAAUUGGAAACUUUGAGAAAAAAAGUACAAGUUUACAAAGAUUAUGCUUCAAAAUGGAAUUAUAUAAAAAAAUCCAAUCACCAAAUUGCAGAUUUGUCAUCAGAGUCAUAUGAAAGAGUUUUGAAUAUAUUCUCCCUUCCGAGAAUUUCACAAGAGGACAUUUUACAAUUAAAUAGUGUUUAUGCAGCUACACCAGAAUUAUUAUAUUUCCCAUUAAUUGCUUUUGGUAAUGUUAUGGGUUAUAAAAUCCUUUCUAGUAAACCAGAAUUAGAACAAACUGAACCUGUUAACAAUGUUGGUGGAUUUAUAAUGUAUAAACAAAAAGGUACUAGAAGCGAUGGGAGUGUGGUGAUUGUGCCAACAAUACAUGAUUUACUAGCAAUAGCAUCUCAAAAAGCAGCAAAUAUGAUUGUUUGCUUGCCAUACAAUUUACAGACUUUACCGCAGCAAUUGUUGCCAAAUUUCGAAAAUUUUAAAAAAUUAAUUCUGUGGUUUGGAAAUGACGAACCUAGUUGGUACACAGCCAAACAAUUCGCUAAAAAAUUAAAUGAGAAGAGAUGUUACUUUGUGAGGCCAAUUGACAUGCAACCUAGACCAAAAGAAGCUGCUGACAGAGGUUACAAUCUGAAAAGCAUUUUGAUGAAUGCGCAACCUAUCUGGCACAAAAGUAUUACUGUCUUUGACGAUUUGAGGCAAGAUGUAUUAUGCGAUUUGCAAAAUAUGGAUAGAGUUCAAGGUAUAAAGUGGAAGAGAUAUCCUGCUUUAAAUCGAAUUUUAAAGGGACACAGAAGAGGAGAAUUAACGAUUCUAACUGGUCCAACUGGCAGUGGCAAAACUACUUUUAUGAGUGAGUAUUCGCUAGAUUUAGCAAUGCAAGGUGUCAAUACACUAUGGGGUAGUUUUGAAAUAAGAAAUGCUCGGUUAGUUAGAACCAUGCUGCAACAAAUGGCAGAGGUGUCUUUGGAAGACAACUUGGAUAAAUUUAACACAUAUGCAGAUGCUUUCAACAAGUUACCAAUUUACUUUAUGACUUUUCAUGGUCAGCAAAACAUCAAAGUUGUUAUGGAUGCAGUUGAACAUGCAACAUAUGUGCAUGACAUAGCUCAUGUGAUAAUUGAUAAUGUGCAGUUUAUGAUGGGCAUGUCAGAAGAUGUGACCAAUGAUAGAUUUUGGAAACAGGAUAAAAUCAUAGCAGAGUUCAGAAAUUUUUCUACAAAGUAUAACUGCCAUGUCACUUUGGUUAUACAUCCGAGAAAGGAGCGAGAUGAAGAAUUGACAACAUUGUCUAUUUUUGGCAGUGCUAAGGCAAGUCAGGAAGCUGAUAAUGUAUUAAUUAUACAAGAUAAAAGACUUACUAGCAUAAAAGGAAAAAAGUAUCUACAGGUUGCAAAAAAUAGAUACAGUGGAGAUUUAGGUAUAAUGAUUCUAGAAUUUGAUAAAACCAAACUCAGCUAUGCGUAUAAAAAGAAGGUAAAAUCAGAAGACACAAAUAAAAUAAAAGAGACGAAAGAAGCUCCAUUAACAAAAAAAUAAAACUAGUCAAAAUAUGACUAAGGUAAA